Messenger RNA from Tripterygium wilfordii, 2232 nucleotides. Its product is annotated as conserved oligomeric Golgi complex subunit 8-like. The transcript is spliced from 12 exons. Gene Ontology annotation, biological process: intra-Golgi vesicle-mediated transport. The coding region runs from base 235 to 1938 and encodes 567 amino acids. NCBI's taxonomy places the organism in Eukaryota, Viridiplantae, Streptophyta, Magnoliopsida, Celastrales, Celastraceae. Gene Ontology annotation, cellular component: COG complex. The record is from RefSeq and is a predicted model, not a curated record.
CGUAUGGUUAUGUGGCCAGAAAUUGAGCCCAGACUGAUAUUCCUGAACUUCAUCGUGACACAGAGGGCUAGAGUCAGAUCCAACGAAUAGUAUUCAGAGAAGCUCGACGGGGACGCAGUGUAGGUUCAAUCGGAUUUACUCCGAUUCUGGACCGCUUCUUUGUUUGGGUCCAAAAUCCUAAUUGACGGUUUAGUUUGACAAUCGAUUGUAUUGCGCUUUGAAUUGCAAAAUUGAAUGGAGACUGAAAAUGGAGAGGAUACGUCGACGGUGGCGAGUCUUCCCCCCCUUGCUUCCGUCAAUCAACAAUCCUACGUUUCCGAGCUCCUCUCGUUCACUCUCGAUCGCCUCCACAAGGAACCAGAGCUUCUGCGGGUGGAUGCGGAGCGAAUUCAGAGGCAAAUGCAGGAGGUGGCGGUGAAGAACUACCGUGCAUUCAUUGCUGCGGCUGAUGCAUUGCUUGCAAUUCGAGAGGAGGUGUCUUCUAUUGAUAAGCAUCUUGAAUCUAUGAUAACUGAAAUCCCAAGGCUGACGGCUGGUUGCACUGAGUUCGUUGAAUCUGCAGAACAGAUCUUAGAGAAGAGGAAAAUGAACCAAACUUUACUAGCCAAUCACAGUACUUUACUUGACUUGCUGGAAAUUCCUCAGCUCAUGGACACAUGUGUGAGGAAUGGAAAUUAUGACGAGGCUCUUGACUUAGAAGCAUUUGUUUGCAAACUCUCAACCAUGCAUCCCAAAUUGCCUGUUAUUCAAGCCCUAGCUGCUGACGUUAGGCAGAUCACCCAAUCGCUUCUGUCUCAGCUUCUCCAGAAACUUCGCUCUAGUAUUCAGUUGCCUGAAUGCCUCCGCAUUAUUGGAUAUUUACGUCGUAUAGGAGUAUUUAGCGAGUAUGAAAUGCGUUUGCAGUUUUUGAGAUGCCGAGAGGCAUGGCUUACUGGAAUUAUUGAAGAUCUGGACCAAAGAAAUCCUUAUGAGUACUUAAAAGGGAUGAUACAGUACCAGAGAACGCACCUGUUUGAUGUUGUAAACCAAUAUCGAGCAAUAUUUGCUGAUGACACAUCAGGAAGUGAAGAAAAUGCUGAUGGUGGGCUUCUUUUUAGUUGGACCAUGCAUCAGAUUACCUCACACCUAAAAACGUUAAAAGUCAUGCUUCCCACAAUUACCGAAGGCGGGUCUUUGUCAAAUCUUCUGGAUCAGUGCAUGUAUUGUGCUAUGGGACUGGGUUGGGUUGGAUUGGAUUUCCGAGGCAUGCUUCCACCACUUUUUGAAGAUGCAGUUUUCAACUUGUUCUCAAAGAAUAUGAGUACAGCAGUUGAAAACUUUCAGUUAGUUCUGGAAUCACAUCGGUGGGUUUCGCUGCCUGUUGUCGGGUUUCCUGCCAACAAUGUCGGAGAAGAAAGUCAAGCGGAUGUGACUCCUCCCUCUUAUCUUAUGGAACAUCCACCUCUAGCAGUUUUUGUUAAUGGUGUAUCUGCUGCAAUGAAUGAGCUCCGACCCUGUGCUCCAAUAAGCUUGAAGCAUGUACUUGCGCAAGAAUUAAUAAAAGGUUUGCAGGCUGUUUCUGACUCUCUGUUGAGGUAUAACACAACUCGGAUGCUCAAACAAAAUGAGUCUGGACUCUUCCUUGCACUUUGCCGGGCAUUUAUAGAGGUUGUCUAUCCACAUUGUGCAUUAUGCUUUGGCCGCUGUUAUCCUGGUGCUGCUUCUAUUAUCACGGAUGCUAAGAAUUUAUAUGAUGGUAUAAGCCGCCUUUUGUCAGUUUCUACUUCAAGAGAACUCCCCAAACCAGCCAAUGAUGCAGAUAGAAAGAGUGUCUCAGAAAAUGGUGACAUAACUGUGGUGGAAUAUGGGGACACACUUGCUUCUGAAGCAGUAGAAGGUCCCUCGACGAAUGAAGAGCAGGAAAGUCGCACUUCAGAGACUGAUGAAAAAACAAGGUGAUGCGGGAAGCACCUAGAAAUGGUUAUCCCCUUGUCAAAUGAGGCUCAUUAGGGUCUUUUUAGUUAAAAAAUUAUAGGAGAAAGAAUUCAUUUGUUAAUUGGUUAAAGUGAUUGUAUCAUAGAAGAAAGGAGGAGAGACUAGAUUAUAGUGUGUUGAUUAUAAUAUAUACAGAACGGCAAAUACGAGUUAGUAGGGCUUCAUGUAUUGUAAUGUUGCUGUAGGCAAUGCUGUUUUCCUUUGACCUGUUAUGAUAACAUAUUCUAGAAGUGAAUUUCAUUUGUUAGGAUUUUUGAA